Sarcophilus harrisii (Tasmanian devil) is the source of this 2401-nucleotide messenger RNA. It is a transcript of the gene DUSP1, whose product is annotated as dual specificity phosphatase 1. The transcript has 4 exons. Lineage: Eukaryota; Metazoa; Chordata; Mammalia; Dasyuromorphia; Dasyuridae. The record is from RefSeq and is a predicted model, not a curated record. The coding region runs from base 494 to 1600 and encodes 368 amino acids. Gene Ontology annotation, molecular function: protein tyrosine/threonine phosphatase activity; MAP kinase tyrosine/serine/threonine phosphatase activity. Gene Ontology annotation, biological process: protein dephosphorylation; negative regulation of p38MAPK cascade; endoderm formation. Gene Ontology annotation, cellular component: nucleus; cytoplasm.
UUGUUCAACGUGCGCCUAGCAGAAAGCGCAGUGAGGGUACGGGCGCCUGAAAGCCGCUGAAUGGAAAGGAAAGCAGGAAGAAAGAAAGAAAGGAAAAGAUAGUCGACUUGGAUGCUUUUUCCCCUCUUUUUGCUUUCCUCGAAUACAAAAGUCUUAAGGAAGCUUGUUUUGAGCCACAGAGGACCCUACGCUGGGAUAGCUCGGUCUGAGAGCGCUGCGGAACAUAAGAAAAAGAAAAAGGCACCGGCCCUUUUGGAGAGAAACAAAGAACUUUCCCCGGGCCCGGGAGCGCAGCCCCGGAGCGCCUGCCAGCUCGUUGGGAAUCUCAUUCUUCCCCUUCCCCCGGCGAGGAAAGGAGGGGACUCGAACCCGAGCCCCUCCUUUUUGUUUGCUUGCGGCUCCGCGGUUUCGGCGCACGCUCGCGGGGCCGGCGCUAUCCCGCAGUCCCCUCGGGGCUCCCACCGCUAGCACGCUGGGGGGGCUCGCCCGAGCAAUGGUCAACAUGGAAAUCUGCGCCCUGGACUGCGAGAGCCUGAGAGCGCUGCUUCAGGAGCGCGCGGCCCAGUGUCUGGUCCUGGACUGCCGCUCCUUCUUCUCCUUCAACUCCUCGCACAUCCUGGGCUCCUUCAACGUGCGCUUCAGCACCAUCGUCAAGAGGCGCGCCAAGGGCGCCAUGGGGCUGGAGCACAUCGUGCCCAACGAGGAGCUGCGCGGCCGCUUGCUGGCCGGCCUCUACCACGCCGUGGUGCUCCUGGACGAGCGGAGCUCGGAGCUCGAGGUGUCCAAGCGGGACGGCACCCUGGCGCUGGCCGCCAGCGCCCUGGGCAGGGAGGCUCGCGGGGCGCGCCUCUGCUUUCUCCGAGGAGGAUACGAAGCUUUCUCUUCUGCCUACCCGGAAUUGUGCAGCAAGCAAUCUACACCCAUGGGGCUGAGCCUACCUCUGAACUCCAGUGUCCCCGGCAGUGCAGAAUCCGGGUGCAGCUCCUGUGGCACGCCUCUCUAUGACCAGGGUGGUCCGGUGGAGAUUCUGCCUUUUCUGUACUUGGGCAGCGCUUACCAUGCAUCCAGGAAAGAUAUGCUGGAUGCUCUGGGGAUCACAGCUUUGAUCAACGUCUCUGCAAAUUGCCCCAACCAUUUUGAAGAUCACUACCAGUACAAAAGCAUCCCUGUGGAGGACAAUCACAAGGCCGAUAUAAGCUCCUGGUUCAAUGAAGCCAUUGACUUUAUAGACUCUAUAAAGAAUGCAGGAGGAAGGGUGUUCGUUCACUGUCAGGCUGGUAUUUCCCGAUCAGCUACCAUCUGCCUAGCUUACCUCAUGAGGACCAAUCGGGUCAAACUGGAUGAGGCCUUUGAGUUUGUGAAGCAAAGAAGAAGCAUCAUCUCCCCCAACUUCAGCUUUAUGGGUCAGUUAUUACAAUUCGAGUCCCAAGUCCUAGCUCCUCAUUGUUCAGCAGAAGCGGGAAGUCCUGCCAUGGCUGUGCUUGACAGAGGAACCUCCACAACCACAGUCUUUAAUUUCCCUGUCUCCAUCCCAGUUCAUUCUUCCUCUAAUGCGCUGAACUACCUUCAGAGCCCAAUGACCACUUCCCCAAGCUGCUGAGAGACUCAGGGAAGUUACUUGAGAACCACAUAAGGCUCAACUUGAGGAUCCUUCUGUCUAAAACAAAGUGCAAUAACUCUGGGGGAUAAUGUCUCAGCUUUGUUAUAAUGUCAUCCGGUUCAACUUUUUCCUGAACUCCACACUUGAGAACAACAUGGGUGAACUGGACUGAACUGAAAUUAAGGUUCAUUUGUGCUCAAUUCUGAAGUGUGUCUUGGACCAAUGUCUAGUUGGUACAUCAGGUUGUUUUUAUAGAGAAGCAAAAGGAAAAAAAGACUGAUAGCUCACAUUGUAGGCUGUUUGGAAUGGCUUCUCUUCUCAGAACUUUAGUUUUUGUGCUCAACAAACCUACCAGUAUUACCAUUUCUGGACACUUAGCCAGCAGAAGAGGCCGUUUCCCUUUGACAUUUAUAUGUAUAUGUAUAUGUGUGUGUGUGUGUGUGUAAACAUACACACACAUACAGUGCAAAAGUUCCCAUUAUUUAUUUGUGUAGAUGUGUUCAGUUUUCACAAACCUCAGAUUCCACUUCUAGAAAAACCAAAUACCUCAAUUUUUGUUGUUAUUGUUGUUGGAGUACUGUAAUUCUGUAAAUACAUCCUUAAACAUUUGUUCUCUUAGCACUGACGGAAAAGCACCAGGCAAGAGUGCUUUUUUUGAGAUGCCAAGGUUGGUUGUAUGUUUGCCGAUUAUUUAUGACCUGAAAUAAUAUAUUUCUUCUUUUGAGAAGACAUUUUGUUACGUUAACGAUGACUUUUUUUAUACAAGCAGAAUAAAUUAUGACAUUUCUAUUGAAAUUUAAA